Messenger RNA from Spirodela intermedia, 2983 nucleotides. NCBI's taxonomy places the organism in Eukaryota, Viridiplantae, Streptophyta, Magnoliopsida, Alismatales, Araceae. The record is from the annotation of a GenBank genome assembly.
AUGGAGAACAAUGGCGAAGAGCAAGGGGGGAUAGGAAGGGAGCACCCUUCUUGGAGGGGGAGCAACCGGAUAUCCGCAGAGGAGGCGAAGGAGAAGAUGGCCUCUGACACUCUCAGCGUGGAGGAUGGCUUCGUGGAGCACGCCAAUGAGCUGCCUAUGUACAAGGUUCUCCCCAUCCUCCUUCCUCUUCUUCACCUUCUAAUUUUUAUUAGUAAAACGCUCGCUGGUCCUUCUGCCCUUCAAACAUCGCAUCCUGAGCAGGAAUCCGCAUGGAGAGACUUCCUCACGUACAUUGGCCCUGGAUUUCUCGUUUCCAUGGCAUAUCUUGACCCUGGCAACUGUGAGCUCUCUCUCUCUCGCUCUCUCUCUCUCUCUCUCUCUCUCUCUCUCUCUCUUCCUGACGUGAAGGAAAUAUGGAACAGUGGAGACGGAUCUGCAAGCCGGAGCUAAUCACGGUUACGAGGUACGAUGUCCCUCAUGAUUGUUAGAUCCUCCGAAACCUAUGGAAGCCUUGUUCAUGCAACUAAGGGAAUACGUGGGCUGAGUAUAGAUUUAGGCCCAUAAAUAUAAUAUAUGAAGGGACCUGGGGUAGUUUGGAGUAGGUGGUCUGAAAUAUUGUCUGGUCCUAAAACGACAAUUUUUCAUUUUUAAAUACGUAUUAUAUAAAUAUUAUCGCUCCAGUUAAUGGAAAAUAAAUAUUUUUUUAAUGAAAGAAAUUGUGUGGGGAAAUUAAGAAAAACACCCAUAUCCUUCCAUUUUAUUUUUUUAAGAUGGUACUUCAAGACUUGCACAUCAAGCCAGAGGACCUUUCGAUAAAUAAUCCAAAAAUCGAGGUCGUUCCUAUCAUAUUUCUGUGUGUUUAGGGAUCUCGAUGAUAACAAAAGUCAAGAUGGCAGCCUAAUUUUGGGUUUUCCUCAGCUGCUGUGGGUCGUGCUCCUCGGCCUGGUCUUCGCGCUGAUCAUCCAGUCCUUAGCAGCAAAUCUAGGCGUCACCACAGGUACGUGAAUAUGAAGAAGACGACAGUAGAUGAGAGAGAGAGAGAGAGAGAGAGAGAUGGCGGCUCUAACUCGUGUUCUACGAGUCCGCAGGGAGGCAUCUGGCUGAGCUAUGCAAGCUGGAGUAUCCCAAGUACGUGAGGCUCUGCCUGUGGGUGCUGGCGGAGCUGGCGGUGAUCGCCGCCGACAUCCCGGAAGGUCUGAAUCCCUAAUCAGCUACAGCGCUGGUUAUCUGAAGUUCACUCCUACCUUGAUAUUUUCUGGCCUGAAGGAAGACAUCAUCUUCUCCCCCAGUGAUCGGGACGGCCUUCGCCCUCAACAUCCUCUUCAGCAUUCCCCUCUGGGUCGGUGUCCUCAUGACGGGGACGAGCACGCUCCUCCUCCUCAGCCUGCAGAGAUACGGGGUAAUCCUCUCUCUCUCUCUCUCUCUCUCUCUCUCUCUCUCUCUCUCUCUCUCUCUCUCUCUCUCUCUCUCUCUCUCUCUCUACUGGUUAUGCGAUUCGAGAAUGAGAGUGAAGUACAGGUCCGGAAGCUGGAGCUGAUGAUAGCGAUGUUGGUGUUCGUCAUGGCGGCGUGCUUCUUCGGCGAGCUGGCCUACGUGAAGCCGCCGGCGAGGGAGGUGCUGAAAGGCCUCUUCAUCCCCAAGCUCAACGGCGACGGCGCUGCCGGAGACGCCAUCGCCCUCUUGGGCGCUCUGGUUAUGCCGUAAGCUCUCUCUCUCCCUCCUCUUCUCACUUUCACCGCCCAUACAGAUCUUCCUCUCACUGAAACAAUCCUUCACCUUCCUCAGCCACAAUCUCUUCCUCCACUCCGCCCUUGUGCUCUCCAGGAAGGUCCAUCCGUCCAAAGGAGGAAUCGACGUGAGUUUGAACAAGACGAAGAUAUAUGAGAGGACUUAGACGACGAGGAUGAAUCGGCUUCGCUAACCUCUCAUCGUCGUCUCAGAAAGCUUGCAGGUACUUCCUCCUCGAGAGCGGAUUCGCCCUCGCGGUGGCGCUGUUGAUCAACAUCGCCGUCGUCUCCGUCUCCGGCACGAUCUGCACCGCCGAGGACCUCUCGUCGGAGAACGCGGAGCAAUGCGGCGAUCUCACCCUAAACUCUGCCUCCUUCCUGCUGAAGGUACGCGGAUAUUAUUUGAUCCUCCUCUUCGUGGGUCGCCUCCAUUCUCAGCCCUCCUGCCGGCUCCGGCUUGCAGAACAUAUUGGGGAAGGCGAGCUCCACCGUGUACGGCAUCGCCCUUCUCGCCUCCGGCCAGAGCUCCACCAUCACCGGCACCUACGCCGGCCAAUACAUCAUGGAGGGCUUCCUCGACCUGAAGAUGAGGACGUGGCUGCGGAAUCUACUGACCCGCACCAUCGCCAUCGCCCCCAGCCUCGUCGUCUCCAUCAUCGGCGGCUCCUCCGGCGCCGGCAGGCUCAUCAUCAUCGCCUCAGUACACUCUCUCUCUCUCUCUCUCUCUCUCUCUCUCUCUACUUUCUCUCUCUAACUGACGGAGACCAACCGGGGGCUCAGAUGAUACUCUCCUUCGAGCUGCCCUUCGCCCUCAUCCCCUUGCUGAAGUUCAGCAGCAGCCGCACCAAGAUGGGCCCCCACAAGAACUCCAUCUACGUAAGUUUUCUCUCGCCGGAAAGUCGCCGGAAAACUCUGCUUCGCUGAUCUGAGAAACCCAUCGUCUGCGAGAAUCUCAGAUCAUCGCCGCCUCGUGGGCGCUGGGAAUGCUGAUAAUCGGGAUCAACGUCUACUACCUUAGCACGAGCUUCGUCCGGUGGCUCAUCCACAGCCCCCUGCCGGUGGCGGUGAAGGCCGUCGUGGGAGUCAUCGUCUUCCCACUGAUGGCCGUUUACAUGGUCGCCGUCGUUUACUUGAUGGCUAGGAAAGACGCCGCCGUGACAUUUGAGAUGCAGAAGGCUCUCAGCGGCGUCGGCCCAGCGAAAGACGGGCCGCAGCAGGAGGAGCUGGCGGAGGUUGACAGCCACGUUGUCACGUGA